Molecule: messenger RNA, 4040 nt
Organism: Balaenoptera acutorostrata (minke whale)
Lineage: Eukaryota; Metazoa; Chordata; Mammalia; Artiodactyla; Balaenopteridae
Gene: GREM1
Product: gremlin 1, DAN family BMP antagonist
Exons: 2
Coding region: 148-702 (184 amino acids)
Biological process (GO): animal organ morphogenesis
Molecular function (GO): BMP binding; receptor ligand activity
Source: RefSeq, a predicted model, not a curated record
CUCCGCGGACCGGGCGACCUCGUGUGCAGCAAGAGCGGCGCUCUCCGUCCCGCUGACCCCGCGCCGAGCCCGGGCGGCUCGUGCCGCGGCAGCACACCGCGCCACGCGUCGAGAGCGCAGGCCCCGAAGGCCCGCAGCAUUGACAGCAUGAGCCGUACGGCCUACACUGUGGGAGCCCUGCUUCUCCUCUUGGGGACCCUGCUGCCGGCUGCUGAAGGGAAGAAGAAGGGGUCCCAAGGGGCCAUCCCCCCGCCAGACAAGGCCCAGCACAAUGACUCGGAACAGACUCAGUCUCCCCAGCAGCCUGGCUCCAGGAACCGGGGGCGGGGCCAGGGGCGGGGCACUGCCGUGCCUGGGGAGGAAGUGCUGGAGUCCAGCCAGGAGGCCCUGCAUGUGACCGAGCGCAAAUACCUAAAGCGAGACUGGUGCAAAACCCAGCCGCUGAAGCAGACCAUCCACGAGGAGGGCUGCAACAGCCGCACCAUCAUCAACCGUUUCUGCUACGGCCAGUGCAACUCCUUCUACAUCCCCAGGCACAUCCGGAAGGAGGAAGGCUCCUUUCAGUCUUGCUCCUUCUGCAAGCCCAAGAAGUUCACCACCAUGAUGGUCACGCUCAACUGCCCCGAACUACAGCCACCCACCAAGAAGAAGAGGGUCACUCGUGUCAAGCAGUGUCGUUGCAUAUCCAUCGAUUUGGAUUAAGCCGGCCCUACCCAGCCUGUCCUUGGGGUGCAGCCCCCAGAACCAGACCUAAAUCAACCUGAUUCUUACUUGGCUUAAAUCUAGAGGCGAGAAGAACCACCAGCUGCCUCCUGCCAGGAGCCUGCUAGUGCGUAGUUUGUGUGCAUGAGUGUGCGUGGGUCCCUGUGGGUGUUUGCAGACACCAGAGGAAACACAGUCUCUGCUAGAGGACACUUCCUAUUAUGUAAACGUAUCUGCUUCCAUGCGGGAUGGUACAGAAAGCCCACACCACCUGAGGCACAUUCGGAGGGGCAGGGUUGUGGUCGGGUUCUGCCUUGGUCUUCCAUGUGCCCUCCUGGGGACCAGAACCUCCCUUCAGAAUGAAUGUUAAUGGAAGAGGCUACUCUGAGGGCAAGAGACCUGUUUUAGUGCUGCCUUGGCCUUAGAAAGGAUAUUUCAACCCGUGCUUGCUUUCCCCCUUCCUCUUCCCUGUCACAGACCAUCCCUUCUUAGGAUCUCAGUGACUAUUUCCGUCUAAUCCCCUACCUGCCAGAGGUUCUAAAGUAACUCGCUUGACCACAGAUGCAAAUGUUUCCUAUUUGGGGAAGACCUUUCAGACUCUCUCGGGGAGGCUGGUAGGGCAGGAAGGUUAGAGGAUUGAGAGAAGGGAGAGAUCGCAGGUGAGCACAAGUUGGCCCAGCAAAAUUCAGGAGGGAGAUGUGCAGAGCCUGGAAAGGCCAACCCCCAAACACAGUGAGACCCAUGCUUUAGCAAGUUUUUUCCUGGUAUUUAAAGAACCCAAGGGAACAGAGGAGAAAUGAAAUUGCCAAAAAAAAUCAUUAACUUUGUGAGUCACUGUGACUGUCGAAAUUAGCUGUAACCCAAUACCAAACUUAAAACAUAAACAUUGACCACUCCUAUUUUCAGAACCAAGGGAGUGAGCGAAACCAAAACAGCCCCUUCUGCUUUGCCCCUCAGAUGGACAAAAGAUGUAGUUCAGAAACCCCCCCACAGGAAUAGGAAAAAGACAAAACCCUUAUAAGCAGAAGGUCUUAUUAUCUUUCCUUUCGGCUGGGGUAUAAACCUCUUUCCCAGUUCAUUAUUCCUGUGUCAUGUUUCUGAGAGCCACAACCCUGUAUUGUAAAGAUUUUGCCUCUGCUGAAUGUACCUGACAGUGAAGGACCAGGCUAAGAUAAGAGAGUUUAGGCCUGCUCCUUUUUAGAAAGAAGUAUAUUUGGGGUCUUUUUGUUUUAACCAUCUAUAAGAGAUUGAGCUGGAGAGUAAGGAAAGGAAGGAGAUUGCCUCUGGCUAAGGAGUAGUCAAAAGUCAGGGAGGACAUGUAAGGGAUACACCAGCCCUUCUUCCUUUGCCCUUGAAGGGUCUAAUGGGAACCCCCAGUUAAGAAAUCAGAGUAUUUGUGUGCAUUAGCUGUCCUACAGCUGGUAGGAUUUAUGUAACAUUGUAACCAUUUGGAAACUACUGUUCCCUGAUUAAACUUAGGUUAUUUGCAAUGCGUAUUUAGUAUUUAUCUGAUGGCCAAAGCACAGGGUGGGUGAACCUUCCUGCAUUUUGGAUUUGGACAACUUGCUCUCUUCAAGCCUGAGGUUUUAUAUGUAAACCACCCCACACCCCCGAUACUCUUUUUGCCUUGCAUCCUCUCAGUCUCACCAGCCAAGUCAUGUGGAACAUGAGAAACAAACACCAUAGACUUGUGUUUCAGUUGCCCAUGAAGGCUCCAGCAUUCAAAGAACCAGUGCAACUAAAGAGGCUGCUUUUAUUUUAUUUUUGUUUUGGUCCAGUGCUCUCCCUACUAACAAAUAAAUAGGAACCAUACUUUGAGGCAGAAGUCAUCUUGAACACCCGAAAUAUUGGGUCUAGUUUUAAAACUUUGAAAUUCACUACUGAUGAUUCUACACUAGGCAAAUUUGUGCAAACACAUAGUCUGUGCAUGUCACAUACACCGUACGCCCCUGCCCUAAAUCCUUGUGUCAUCCACGCCCUCCCAACAAUAAAACACAGAAUGGAUUUAAUUAAGCAUGCAAAUGCUAAGCUAGAAUUUUGAGGGUGGGGGAGAGGAAAAAGGGGAAGGAGCUGAAAAUAUAAAACCACACUAGAGAGGAAGAAUGACACUCAGAACCAGCAGACACCGAAUCUCUCUUGUUCUAACUCUGCCACAAGCAUGCAGUUUUGUUAAAAAGAGAUGACUUCAGUUGGCAGCAGGAAUCUUCUUUUAGUAGCUUGUACCACAGUCUUGCAUGUAAGUUGGAUUUGGCUUAAGUAAAGAGAAUUUCCUCAAAAUGAGCUUCACUGGGAUAAUCAGCAGCAUAACUGCCCUAAAAGCACAGCACUAGCCAAAGAGGGAAAUGUCUGCUUUUCUUAUUGUGCCUACAUUAAGACUAGCCCAAGUCCCGUGUGUCUUCCAACAUUUAUUGAAAGUGCCAUAUCUGUUACAUAUUGUAUUGGAGUCACCGAUGAUGUAAUGAUAUGUUUUUUUCAUUACUAUAGUAGAAUUUUUUAUGGCAAGAUAUUUGUGAUCUAGAUCUUUCCUAUUAAAAUAAUGCCAAACACCAAAUAUGAAUUUUAUGAUGUACACUUUGUGCUUGGCAUUAAAAGAGAAAAACACAUCCUGCAAGUCUGUAAGUUGUUUUUUGUUAUUGUAGUUCUGCAAAGUUAAAAAUGUAAGUGAAAAAUCUGGAGGAAAGGAUAAUUUCCACUGUGUGGAAUGUGAAUAGUUAAUCAAAAAGUUAUGGUUAUUUAAUGUAAUUAUUAACUCAAAUCCUUUGGUCACUGUGAUUUCAAGCAUGUUUUUUUCUCCUUUAUAUGACUUCCUCUGAGUUGAGCAAAGAAGAGGCUGGCGCAUUGUAUAUUGUUGGAGGAUUUUAUCAGAGGGAAACAAAAUCUUGACACAUCUGAACGUGUGUUACAGAGUCAAGACCUGAGCUUUUAUUUUUUUAAUUGAAUGUUCCUUAAAGGUUAACUGAGGCAAUUUAAGAAAGAUCUUAAAUGUUAUUUUGGAAGAAUUAAAAUGUGUGUAUACAAACAAAUAGCAGAUAAUAAUGAAUAGUUCACAAGUUCCUUUAAGGAGAAAAUCUAAAAUAAAAAAUGUAUGUACAGAACAUUUAUAAAUCACCAGUUAAUGCUGAAGAGUGAAAGUAGUUCUACUGAUUUGUCAUUCUCAAUAUAUUUAAUAUCAACUGCAUUAUGUAUUAUGUCUGCUUUGAUCAUUUAAAACAACAAAUUUAUGAAGACUAUGAUUGGGGUCCUUUGCUGUCUAUGAGGAUGAGAGGGGAUGUGAUAGUCUCAUAAAAGCUAAUUGGGUUGAAAGCAACGUUUUAUGAAUCCGUAACUAGAAUUUAAUU